Metarhizium brunneum ARSEF 3297 is the source of this 2418-nucleotide messenger RNA. RefSeq names its product Neutral ceramidase 3 (gene NCER3). The record is from RefSeq and is a predicted model, not a curated record. Gene Ontology annotation, molecular function: N-acylsphingosine amidohydrolase activity. Gene Ontology annotation, biological process: ceramide catabolic process; long-chain fatty acid biosynthetic process; sphingosine biosynthetic process. Gene Ontology annotation, cellular component: extracellular region. Lineage: Eukaryota; Fungi; Ascomycota; Sordariomycetes; Hypocreales; Clavicipitaceae.
AUGGCCUCACCCAAUCAUGGUACAGAGAAAUUAGGCGGUCAUUGGCCCCCUCCAGCGCCACAGGAGCCGCGUGAGACACCAUCCACUCGACGACGACAGCGGCUCUGUGGUCGAAAUUUGAUGGUUUUACUUGUCGUGGCGGGUGCUUUCUGUGUUACUCUGUUUCGGGCAUCCGGCCUCGCGGCAACCGCAGUGCUAUCGACAUCUGCGGCGUAUGCUUCACUCUAUGGCGGAUCUGACAACGUGGCAAGGCCCGGGAAUAAAUGGGCGUCAGAAAGCCUACCAAAUGGCGACUGGCCCAAAGACCAGUAUCUCCUUGGAGUCGGCAAGGCUGAUAUUACUGGACCAGUAGUUGAAAUCAACAUGAUGGGUUAUGCAGAUUUUGCUCAGAUUGGACGCGGUCUGCGGCAACGACUAUAUUCGCGAGCUUUUAUUGUCGGGGAUAUGAAUAACCCGGAGGACCGCUUCGUCUAUCUGGUUCUGGAUAUCCAAUCUGGUGACACCGCUGUUCGAUAUGGAAUCCUUCGGGGGUUAGAAGCACUAGGCUCUCGGUAUUCUAUGUAUGGCCAGGAUAAUGUUGCUGUUACUGCAACGCACUCCCACUCCGGGCCGGGGGCGUGGUUAAACUACCUCCUGCCUCAAAUUCCGAGUAUGGGAUUUGACCAACAGAGCUACCGGGCAAUUGUUGAAGGGUGCAUUUUAUCCAUUCGACGAGCACACGAGAGUCUUGCGCCAGGACACUUGAGCGUGGGUAAAACGAAGAUUAUGAAUGCAAAUAUUAAUCGCAGUUUGUUUGCCUAUCUAGCUAAUCCGGAAGAAGAACGGGCCAAAUACAACAUCAGCUCGGAAGACGACGGGUCCGUUGAAAAGGACAUGACCUUGCUCAAGUUCCAGCGAGCUUCGGACGAGAAAAAUAUCGGAGUGCUCACCUGGUUUCCCACACAUGGCACCUCCAUGCAAGCCAAUAACACCCUUAUUACAGGGGAUAAUAAGGGUCUCGCGGCGGAUUUGUUUGAGAAGCAGGUACAGGGGAAUGGACGGGAGGCGGAUGGUUUUGUGGCAGGCUUCUCGCAGGCAAACAUGGGUGAUGCGAGCCCAAAUAUUUUGGGUGCUUGGUGCGAAGAUGGAACUGGCCAGCAGUGCGAUUUCAAAACGAGCGCAUGUAGUGAUGGAAAGAGCAACCGGUGUCGUGCCAGAGGACCAAAGUUCGGAAGGAACGACUACGGAGCUGCGUCAUGCUUCGAGAUUGCUCGGCUACAACACGAAGGCGCGAUAAGUAUUUACAAUUCUCUGAAUGACCAGGCGCCGAAUAUUCAGGGAACGGGUGUGAAAGCGAUUCACAGAUUCCACGACAUGUCCUUUUAUAACUUUACAUUGCCCAACGGAUCAGAGGCGCAAACAUGCCCGGCAGCGCUUGGGUACGGCUUUGGAGCCGGAACGUGGGACGAGCCUGGUCAUUACGAUCUUGUGCAACACGCCUCCUCUGCUUCGAAUGCGAGGUUCAUUUGGAGACUUAUUACCUGGCUCCUCAAGUCACCUAGCAAAGAGCAGGUCGCUUGCCAGCACCCCAAGUCCAUCAUUCUAGACGUCGGCGAGGUCAGUCAGCCAUACGCGUGGACCCCCAACGUGGUUGAUAUCCAGACAUUCAGAGUAGGUCAACUUUUUAUAAUCGUCAGCCCGGGAGAAGCAACAACGAUGGCCGGACGACGGUGGAAGGAGGCUGUAGCAAAACAGAGUAUUCGGGCAUUGCCAAACGAACUAGACGGCCAAGAUCCUUUGGUGGUCCUUGGAGCGCCAAGCAACAGCUAUACUCAUUACAUUUCGACACAAGAGGAAUAUAGCAUUCAACGCUACGAAGGUGCCUCUACACUCUAUGGGCCACAUACACUUGAUGCGUACAUAGAGCGCACAGUUGCGUCGAUAAAAUAUCUCCGAUCCAACAGUUCAAGUCGUGAGCACCGCGCAAAGAACAAAUACCCGCCAGACAAUAGCGGACGGUCUAUCAGCUUCAUAAUUGGUGUUCUCUUCGAUAGGACACCAUGGUCCAAAGAUUUUGGAGACGUAGUAAAUAAUGUUGCCAAUUCUAGGUACAGAAGGGGCGAGAGAGUCUCGGCGUCCUUCGUCGGAGCCAAUCCUCGCAACAAUCUGCGCCUUGAACAGACAUAUGCUGCGGUUGAGUAUCGUCCAUCAGCAAAUUCGCCAUGGCAACAAGUUCGAGAUGACUCGGACUGGGGACUCAGCUUCUAUUGGCGACGGACGAGCAAGAUACUCGGCUUAAGCGAAGUUGACAUCAAAUGGGAAAUUGAAAAUGAUGCCCCUGUAGGGGAAUACAGACUACGAUACUAUGGUGAUUCGAAAUCGAUACGAGGAAAGUUGUCAGCGAUUGAAGGAGUGAGCUCUGCAUUUAGCGUUGUGUAA